Messenger RNA from Cryptomeria japonica (Japanese cedar), 1236 nucleotides. Its product is annotated as protein FERTILITY RESTORER RF2, mitochondrial. The coding region runs from base 430 to 1008 and encodes 192 amino acids. The transcript has 4 exons. Gene Ontology annotation, cellular component: chloroplast. The record is from RefSeq and is a predicted model, not a curated record. Lineage: Eukaryota; Viridiplantae; Streptophyta; Pinopsida; Cupressales; Cupressaceae. Gene Ontology annotation, biological process: thylakoid membrane organization; chloroplast organization.
AUAUAGUUUUUUGAAAAUUUCGUAGUUUUUAGAUUUUAUUAUGUAAUGAACAAAUGUGACUGUUGGACUUCGAUUCUCAAGAGGUUUUUGUGACCCUUGGAAUCUCAUGAACUUCUAUAUGUUGGAUUUUCGAAUGGAAUAGAUUACUUUUUGGCUUGCUUCAAUUCUAUGCUUUCUGGUUCUUGUAAACAGAAUUUACAAUACCGCAGGUUCUCACUCAGGUGUUGUCAUCCGAAUCCAUAAUUCGGAUCAGGUAGGCCAUCAUGUCAUCGUCUCCGAUUCCUUCAAGUUUUGUGUUCCUGUUUUAACUAACACAGAUUGUAAUGUUAUUUGGAAUAUGUGCAAAACUCAAUCAUACAAUUUUACCAAGUGUCAUCUUUAGUCUAGCAACUUAAGCUGGUCCAAUAGCAAAGGCCUGCGUAGUCUAAAAUGGUCACAGGUUCAAAUCCAGAAGGGGAUAAGGUUGUACACCUCAUCAAAACAAUCCUCUUGUGGAAUGCUUGUACAAGGAGGCUCUCAUACACUAAAUCAGCUUGUCAAUACACAAAGAAAACUGUUUUUAAGCAAGGGGUUUCUACAAGUUUUAGCAGUCCAAUAUCAAAAAAUAAUCUAGCAUUCAAUCAAAAAUCAUCAAAAAGAUGGAAACCUAUGAUGAUGGAUUAUAAAUCAGCUGGUCAGGCUUGCUGUUCAGCAUCGUCCACUCAAGUAACCUGUUCAGUUGUGAAUGUUAGAUGUUCUGCAGAACAGCAAUCACAAUCACAGUCAUCAACAACACAAACAAUUCAGCGCCAAUCAUCAGAGAUAUCCAAUGCACCAUCUCAGGAAAAAGAGAAGACACCUGAACUGGAUGAUGGAGGGGAUGGAGGUGGGCCAGGUGGUGAUGGUGGAGGUGGAGGGGGUGGAGGUGGUGGUGGAUGGUUUGGGGGUUUCUUCUUCUUUGGUUUUCUGGCAUUUCUUGGCCUUUUGAAAGAUAAUGAAAGUGAAAAGCGAAACUCCUAUGUGGAAUAAAGCCCAGAAUGGAACAUGCAUAAACAGUAAUAGAGAUUGUUGAGAUAUGGCAGUACAUCAUGAUCUUGUAUUAGCUUCAUAAUUUUUAAUGUAGGAUUUUAAAAGAUAGUUUCUUAUUUCUAUUCCUUCUUCAAUUGGAAAAUACUUAAUAGCUUUUGGAACAUGAGCUUAUGUUGGCUUCAUAUUUUUUUAUGUAGGAAUAUAAAAGAUGGUGUAUUUUUGCUUUUC